Molecule: messenger RNA, 4896 nt
Organism: Pipra filicauda (Wire-tailed manakin)
Lineage: Eukaryota; Metazoa; Chordata; Aves; Passeriformes; Pipridae
Gene: PAQR8
Product: progestin and adipoQ receptor family member 8
Exons: 2
Coding region: 123-1181 (352 amino acids)
Biological process (GO): response to steroid hormone
Cellular component (GO): plasma membrane
Molecular function (GO): steroid binding; nuclear steroid receptor activity
Source: RefSeq, a predicted model, not a curated record
GGGCGGUCCCUUCCCCACGGACACCACCCCCCUGCCUCCGGGACACCUCGCCGAGGGGCCCCUGUGGAUGCCCACUGAGCUCCCGAGCACAAAGACAACAUUCCCUGGUGCCCGGCAGCGGGAUGACAGCCAUCCUGGAGCGGAUCAGCACGCUGUCCCUCAGCGGGCAGCACCUCAGCCGGCUGCCCCGGCUGCUGGAGGAUGGCUUGCCCAAGAUGCCGUGCACGGUGAAGGAGUGUGAGGUGCCGCAGCUGUUCCGCGAGCCCUACAUCCACUCCGGGUACCGCCCCACCGGCCAGGACUGGCGCUACUACUUCCUCAGCCUCUUCCAGAAGCACAACGAGGUGGUCAAUGUCUGGACCCACCUGCUGGCGGCGCUGGCCGUGCUGCUGAGGUUCAAGACGUUUGUGGAGGCUGAGCAGUUGCCCGUGGACGCGUGGUCCUUGCCUCUGCUCAUCUUUGUCCUCUCCUCUGUCACCUACCUGACCUGCAGCCUCCUGGCCCACCUGCUGCAGUCCAAGUCGGAGCUGUACCACUACACCUUCUACUUCGUGGACUAUGUUGGCGUCAGCAUCUACCAGUAUGGCAGUGCCCUGGCUCAUUUCUACUACAGCUCCGACCAAGCCUGGUACGACAAGUUCUGGCUUUUCUUCCUGCCGGCAGCAGCUUUCUGUGGCUGGUUAUCCUGUGCCGGCUGCUGCUAUGCCAAGUACCGGUACCGACGGCCUUACCCCAUCAUGAGGAAGAUGUGCCAGGUGAUCCCAGCCGGGCUCGCCUUCAUCCUGGAUAUCAGUCCCGUGGCCCACCGGGUGGUUGUGUGUCACCUGGGGGGCUGUGAGGAAGAUGCUGCUUGGUACCACACGUACCAGAUACUGUUUUUCCUUAUCAGCGCUUAUUUCUUCUCUUGCCCCGUCCCUGAGAAGUACUUCCCUGGCUCCUGUGACAUCGUUGGCCAUGCCCACCAGAUCUUCCACACCUUCCUGGCCAUCUGCACCCUGUCACAGCUGGAGGCCAUUCUUUUGGAUUACAAGAACAGGCAGGAGAUUUUCCUGAAGAGACACGGGCCUUUCACCGUUUAUCUCUCCUGCAUCUCUUUUUUUGGCUUGGUGGCUUGUAGUGCCAUCACAGCUUACGUCCUGCGGCGCAGGAUCAAGGCCAGCCUGGCUACAAAGGACUCCUGAGAGUCACAGAUGUGAUGGGCAUGGCAUCACCAGACAAAAUCAACAAAAAGGGGGCAUAAAAUAUUAGAGACGCAGCUGUCUUAUUUGCCUAACACGCUGUGACUAACCGGGACCCUGGACUCGGGUGGAGGGCUGGACACUUCAUGCUGGAUGCACUUUCACAGCAGGGAUUGCCUUUUGCCAUCUGGGGAGGGGGGACGUGGAGUGUUUUAAGGCAGAACAAGUCAUUGAACCGAGGAUGCUGGAAUAGGCAGAGGUUCCUUGUUCAUUCUGGUAAAGUUGGGGGUGAUACACUGCUCAGUGUCAGGGAGGGCAGCCUGAAGGCUGUGAGACUGUAAAAGAGACUGCCAGGGCUCAGAACUCCAUGAGGAACUCAGCUGGAUGUGAUGAUCUCUCUGGGCUUUGCCAUAUCUGUGGGAGAACUGUUCCUAUGAAAGGCAGUAGGAAGGUUUCAGGGGGAGUUUACAUUUCUAGGGUUCAGCUGUGAGGGCACGUGUGGCACAGUGGCUGGCACAGUCCAUUUUCUGUUCCAAGUUCUCUCUACAGUCCCCUUGUCAAGUAUGUCAAUGCCAAGUUGCUGAGGUGGCUUUGGCAAAACAUCUUUGGAGACUUAGGCCUGACCUGGGGUCCUCUGGGACAAACUGGGUCUGUAUCAUCUGUCUAGGGAGGCUGACUGACUGACCUGCAAUGUCCACGCAGUGUAGAGUAACUUGGAUGUGGCCUGUUUGAUGCAGGAAAGGCUCUGAUCCUCCAACAGUCCCACUGUGGUCAUGGCCAAGAGGGCAUGAAGGUGAAGGAGUCUUUAUUCUCCUCUUAAUGGUGCUUUUUGGGACACCAAACAGUCCUUGGUGAGCCUUGUGGGAAAGCUGACCUUGAAAAACCAGGGUUGCUUUUCUCUGACCAAUUGGAUUGUGACUCUGGCGUGUUUUUAUCAGCACUGGAUGAAGGUAGAACAGCAAAAGGCAGGAGCAGGGUGACAGGAUUAGGGUCCUGUGCAACCUUGGGAUGGGUUUGUCCUUGGGACUUGGUGAUUCCUGUGUGGAGUAGCAAAGAUAGUGGUCAGGGACAGUUGAAGUCCACGGGUCAGUCCUGUCCAAGGUGUAGCAAAGGUUGGGUUACUGUGACCCCCACUAGAUGAGUCUCUUCUGUGCUUGCUUGGGGGGGAAUUUCAGAUAUGGAGCCACCGAGGAGGUAUAAAUCCAUGCUGAAACCAAGGAAUCCAUGGGAUCUAUUCCAGCCAUGGAUUUGUCUCAGUGAACCCAAGGGCAGGCAAAUGUAUUGUGAUUGCUGGUUCUGAGCAGGCAGAGUGUAGGGUUGGGGAUAUGGUUUGUGAGGACAAGCACUGAUUUCUGCACUUGAUCUGUGGUUUAGCUCUUGAGGUGUGUCUGUGUUUUGUGUACAUGCCUGUGCACGUGAUUUAUUAUCCAGAAAGGCUUUGCCUUUGGAUUUUCUAUCUGCAGAGCCUCCUAGUUGGGUUAAGAUUCACCUGAAGGAAACAGUGCUGUGCUGCUGGAGGAGCAAGGUGGGCCAGAGAGAGGAUCUAUAAAUAGAUCUUUGCUGGUCCUGUGUUUUGUGGAUAAAUUUGGAACUCAUGGCCCUAUAGACAAAUUAAAUAUAGAGGAGGGAAGUAAGUUGGGAGUAUAGGAGAAGAAAUCAUAGGAAAGCCUUCAGGAGGUCAUCUACUCCAACCUUUCUCAUCAGUCUGGCCUCCUGGUUCACAUCCAGUCCAUUUUAGAAGUUAAUUACUUCAUUUCUUCUGGUGUUUUUGAUAGUAUGGCCAUGCUGACCUAACAGUAAAUCUGUCUCAGGGGAGUGGCAAGUGGGAAUGGUCUCACUUGCACCUCAUUAUACCCCUUCCCAUGCACAUCUCACCACGGAGGGAGCUGGUGCCGGGAGACGGAGCAUCCGGAAACCAAUCCUACUGAAAAAAUGUCAGUAAUUUGGGCUGGUUUUAACUCUGAGCCAGCUCACUUGGACAACACUGCUGCCUGCAGGGAAGGGCUGGAGUGGAGGCCAGCAGCAGUCCCUCCUUGCAUGGCAGCUGGCAGCUCAGUUAGCCCAGCUGCACUGAUGGGCUGUUCCCUCCAUGGCCCCUCUGGCUUUACUUGUGGGUCUCCACCCAGUUUGGGGAAGGGCUUCCUGUGGGAGCAGAGAUUUUUCUCACAGCCUUUUGGGGUAGGUAGGGCAGAAUAAGGCACUGAGUGUAGAAUAAGGCUGGAAGAGGUGUAAAUCAGGCUGGUCCAGAGCUCAUUUCUGGGAUAAAACGGAGAGGGAUUUGGCAUGGCUGCUAAUAACAAACCUGCUCUGCUGCUACCUGGAGUUACACUGGUACCAAAGGAAGGGAUCACCCAGGUGUCUCCUUCUCUAAGGGUUUAAGAUGACAUGUCCUGCCCGUGUCAAAGGAGGGUGAGUACAGUAAUGCUGUCUAGUUCAGGGACACGGAGAGGUGCCCACAUGGCUCUUUUCCAAGGUGUUUUUGGUCAUAUGCCUUCUCCCUGGUUGAGCAGAAGUGACACUUCUCCUCUGGAGCAGUUGUGUGACAGUGGAGGUGUCAUUGCACACUCUCCCGUUUCCCCUCAGGUGACGCCGCUCCCGUCCCCACGGUGGCCCUGCAUUCCCACCUGGAGCUGACCUCCUGGUUACUAUGAUGGGUGGAUGGGGCAGGGACCUGCCAUACGGAUCUGUGCUGCUGUGAGGAUGCGCCCUUGUGUCACAAGGGGCUCGCCAACACUGGAGCUUCCUUCAUCCCUGUCUCCAUCCUCCUCCCCCUCCAAUCAGCUCAUUUCUUUCCUUCAUCCCUGUGCCUUGUACACCUGGCUGCCUACCUGGGCAGGCUCCAUAUGCUGUGCAGUCUGCUGGGCCUCAACUGGGAAGUGGCUGUGGAUGCCCUCUGGAAGCCCUGCCGUUGAUCCAGAGGAGACCAGGGCUGGAUCCAGAGAGAGCAAAAGUGUCACUGUGAUAAAUACUCAGUUGUCUGGGAGCUGUUCAGGCCUUUUCCUUGGGCUCAAUGCUUGGAGCAUGUCUCCUUCCAUUCUGGUAUUCCUCAGGAGGCAAGGUCGGGAAGGAUGUACCCAUGGCCAGGUUUUGGUGAAGAGCUGACCACCAAAGGUUGAGCACACCUGAGAUGCCAAAGGGACCAAGGUUCUAAUCCUCUCUCCCAGGAGUCUCUUGUCCUGAGACAGUAUUCUUGCAGAUUUUGCAACCAGGACAACUCCCAAGAAUUCAUCCCAAUGUGCCUUAUGCUGUUUCUUUUUUGGGAUUCAUCCUGAAGGAACCUGAGGAUCAGUGGCAGCCCCUUUGCUGUCUGCUGGUCCAUGGUUGCUCUUAACAGCUAUUUCCCACUGACAGGAUUUCCUCACUGUAUGGAGCAAGAGAGGAGGAUGGAGACAGGUGCCUUAAAUUUGUAUUUAUGCCUAAUAAUUUGUGUAACGAGGCAAGGACAGGUUCCUCGUGUGCCUUGCAAUUUACAACUUUUACUGACAAGAUUAUUUUUAAGCACUGUUUGUUACUAAACAGAAGUACAAAAGAGUUUGUAUUUUUUUUUCCUCUGGGAAACAAGGAAGGGUAUGAGUGUUCCAUAUUAACCAUUCCCUUCCCAACUCCCAUCUGCUGACUUUGUAUUGUUGAAAACAUUGACAAUAUUUUAAGCUUUGUACUGUACUGAUCUUUAUUUAAAAACCUUAGUGAAAAAAAAAAAUCUGUGAAAGCAAAACAA